Rhododendron vialii is the source of this 2699-nucleotide messenger RNA. RefSeq lists its product as uncharacterized. NCBI's taxonomy places the organism in Eukaryota, Viridiplantae, Streptophyta, Magnoliopsida, Ericales, Ericaceae. The transcript is spliced from 7 exons. The record is from RefSeq and is a predicted model, not a curated record. Bases 1823 to 2566 code for a protein of 247 amino acids.
UUAAAUAGCGGACUUUCUUCUGUUUUCUACUUCUCAAGAGAAAUCUCUGAAUCCACCACCGCCCAUCGAUGACAAAUUUGACAACUCCGGUCAGCCGCGGAGCAGCACCGCCGCCUCCACCUGAAUACCGUCCAUGGAGGGUGGCUUUGGCGAUUGUCAGUAAACAUCUAUGGCAGAAGACAUUGGGUUCCGGGGAGGAUCGUUUUCAUAAUCGCAGAAUGACCUGUUCUGCAUUCAAACAGCAGUUUCUACCGCCGCCACAUGGAGAAGUUAAAGAACAGAAGAAGCGAAAUGGAAAAGGACAGAAGAAGCGGAGGAUUCGCAUCCGGGAUUUCACCAUAGAGGAGCGUAUGGGAGGGUCGAGGAGAGCGAUGGGUUUGAUGUCGGACAGGUUCCCGAUGAGGUUUUGGAGCCGGGUUUAAUUAGACCGAUUCCGAUCAAGUCUCCUCGUGGGCUGAAGGAAUUCAAUGAUUUGUCCAAGUUAGUUAUUAAAGAUUACAACAAACGAAAUGGGACAUCUUACCAGUUUGCCAAACUCAUCAGAGUCAAUUGCCAGUAUGUUAAGGGAAUGGUCUAUUAUAUUACCUUUCUUGGGAAGGAUGAUAGGGCUGGUGCUCCUCCCAAGAACUUCCAAGCUGAGGUGUAUGUUUGGCUGGAUGAGCCAACAAUCGAUUUUUGCCAGGUUGAACAAAAUUCCAAACUCCCUAGAGGUGCUGGGGAGACAUUGCAGCAGUAGUAAUGUGCUCACGUGAGUUACGUUAAUGGCAUUUUGGUGAAGUGAACCAAUCUAUCUUUAUUUCUAGAUCGGAAACACAGUUAGUUUUAAGUUUUUGGUUAGUGCUCUCAAACUUAUUGCAAACUAUGCCCAUAUUGGGUUCAACGGAUAAUGUUACUAAAAUAUAGCAGAUGGCGUUGUUUUAGUGGGCUCUACAUGCGUGAAUAGCCAAGUUUGGUGGCUUUUGCCAACAUUGUUGUUGUUUUGUGUUUCAAUUCCGGCUGCACUUCUGUUUGUCUGCUCAUUGUAACUUGUCCUACAGUCCUUGUAUAAUCUCAACUCUUUUGAUCACAUUUCAAAUUUUUAGUGCAUCCUUCGGAGCCGUCCCUGCUUUAAAGCACACAAAUACUGGAUUUCUAUUGCCUUCUUGUUUGCCUUUUUGGAACAAAAAUUCCAACUCAAAAAAUACUCAUUAUCCCUGCUUCCAAUCAUUACUCUCCACUAAUUACCCUUAUCUCCAAUCAUUAUUCUCAUUUCUUUUUCUACGUCUCUCCACUCAUUACCCCUACUUCCAAUCAUAACUCUCAACAAAAAUUUCUCAAAAACUCAUCCAAACACAGCAUAUAUCUCACCAAAGUCCAUCUAUGGUACACAAAUUUUUUUUUAUGGUACCCAAAAAACCACUUUAGCGGUAAGAAUUUCACGCUGAGUAGUAAGGGGGUGUUUGGUAACCUUUUUAUUUUCAGUUUUUGGUUUUUAUUUUCACUUUUUUGAAAACUAAUACAAAAAACUUGUUUGGUAGUAACAUAUUUUUACUUUUUUGUUUUUAAAAAACUUUUUUAGAAUUUCUGGAAAUUAUGAAAACUAAAAAAGGGAGUUUUACACUGUUUUGAAAACAGAAGUACGGUUUUUUUUUCAUCCCAAAGUCCCCGACGGUCGAACUCAGAUCCAGAAAAUACACGCUCCUCUCCCUCUCUCUCUCUGGCGAUGGCGUCUGGUACGAUCUCUCUCUCUCCCUCUUCCCCCUCUGGUCGCCUGUAAAACCUAUUCUCCAUCUGGUUUUUUUUUAUAUUUGUUCCUUUUCUGAAACUCGAAUUCUCCACUUGUAUGUCUAAUCUAUGUUCUCCUUGUAGAUUAUUGAAGAAUACAAGUUUAUUCAACCCUUUUGAGAAGAAGGAAUGUGUUGGAGCGAUUGACGUUACCCACAUAUCGGCAAGUGUUCUGGCAUCCAAUCAAAUAGCAUAUCGUGGUAGACACACUGUUACGACACAGAGUGUAAUGGCGGCUUGCGCUUUUGACAUGCGCUUCACAUACGUACUAAGUGGUUGGGAGGGAACUACUAAUGACUUGAGGGUCUUUUUAGAAUGUGUGAAUAGUCCUACCAUGGGAUUUCCCAAGCCUCCGGAAGGUAAUACUAUGUCGUGGAUUCGGGCUAUACUAAAAUGCCGGGUUUUUUAUCACCGUAUCGAGGAGAGGUACCAUUUGAACAAUUUCCGUGGGCAUGGCCGACGACCAAAAAAGAUACUAGAAGACAAAAGCUCGAUGUUUUGGAGUUCUAAAAACUUGAUUUCCUUGAAGCAAAUGCCACCGUAUAGUGUUCGAACACAAAAGUAUAUUCCCACAGCUUGUUGUACAGUUCACAAUUGGAUUAGGAUGCCUGAUGACAAUGAUGAUCUAUUCAGAGAAUAUUGCCAAGAGAAUAUGAUAAUGAGACAAUGUCAAAGAGUUAGCGGAAGUAGUUCCCAAAAUCCAGUUGACAUUGAUAUCACUUGUGGACAACUCCGUCAUGUGUCCAAUGUUCGUGAUCGAAUUGUCGAACAAAUUUGGGCUAGCAUGAAUCAUAGUGGAUGAUACCACUGCAAAUGUAAUUAUCAUUAUUUAAAACUAUGUUACCCUUAUUUGAGGUUUGAACUCAAAGUGAACAUCAUUUUUAUGCGAUUGAUGGAUUUGAGUUUUGGUUUAAGUAAACAUGUUUCUUUUUUUG